AGCUGAACCGGAAACAGGGACGGGACGAAGGUUAAGAUAUUUAGAGAGAGAGAGAGAAGGAGUGAAGAAAUGGGAAAACCUCAGAAAUCUUCGGAAGCGGGAGGAGAUCUACACGCUGCAGCAAGGUCAGGUGAUCUAAUGGCGGUACAGAGAAUAUGCAGUUCUAAUCCUCUGGCAAUCAAUUCCAGAGAUAAGCACUCCAGAGCGCCGCUUCAUUUAGCAUCAUGGGCUGGUCAAGCUCAAGUUGUAGAUUACCUCUGCAAGAACAAGGCUGAUGUUGGUGCUGCAGCCAUGGAUGACAUGGGCGCCAUUCAUUUUGCAUCACAAAAGGGACAUUUAGAAGUCGUUCGCACCCUUGUUUCAUCUGGAGUCUCAAUCAAGUCUGCAAAUCGAAAGGGAAUGACAGCACUUCAUUACGCAGUCCAAGGAUCCCAUCUAGACCUAAUAAAAUACUUGGUUAAGAAAGGUGCUAAUGCCACUGAAAAGACUAAGGCCGGCAAAACUGCCCAUGAUCUCGCACCCAAUGAACAAGUUGGGUCCUUUUUAGUUGAAUGCGAGAAAUCAAAAGAAAAUAACUCUAAAUUGUCGCCAUCACAUGAAGGCGAAGAAGUUGAAAAAGAAAUUGAAAAAGAAGAAGAAAAGGGUGAUGUGAAUGAAGAUGGUGAAAUGGGUAACGGGGAUGAUGAGUCGUUGAAAAGAAAGGGAGAUGAAGAAAUUAUUGGCGAAAACUCGAGUGCCAAAAAGAAGGUAAAAGUUUCUUUGAAUCAUCUUUUGGCUUGUGAUGAUACUCAGGAUGAAGAUGAGUAAGGUAUGUGGAGAAUUUUUGAUCAAAUAGUUGGGGGAAAGAUUGUACACUAUUAUGAUUUGCUAGUGUUAUGUAUUAAAGUGAGUUUUAAU
Messenger RNA from Impatiens glandulifera, 897 nucleotides. RefSeq names its product putative ankyrin repeat protein RF_0381. Lineage: Eukaryota; Viridiplantae; Streptophyta; Magnoliopsida; Ericales; Balsaminaceae. Gene Ontology annotation, molecular function: protein binding; transcription cis-regulatory region binding. The coding region runs from base 70 to 807 and encodes 245 amino acids. The transcript is spliced from 2 exons. Gene Ontology annotation, biological process: positive regulation of transcription by RNA polymerase II. Gene Ontology annotation, cellular component: nucleus. The record is from RefSeq and is a predicted model, not a curated record.